Molecule: messenger RNA, 10316 nt
Organism: Saccostrea echinata
Lineage: Eukaryota; Metazoa; Mollusca; Bivalvia; Ostreida; Ostreidae
Product: teneurin-m-like
Exons: 27
Coding region: 281-8704 (2807 amino acids)
Biological process (GO): motor neuron axon guidance
Source: RefSeq, a predicted model, not a curated record
AAUAAUUGUUAAUGGAGAAACAUUCAGAUAGUUGGUAACAGUGCUAUAAGAGUAUUAUAUAAUUUGCACUGGGGAGAGUUUGUAUUGAUAGUGCAUGGUUUGUUAAACAUUGUACUUUCAACUAGAAAGAGUUUGCGAAAACAUGAACUUGGAGUAUGAAUGAACAAGCUGAUGUGUUGGAAUAAAUGUUUUGUGUAUUGGGAAAUAUUGCAGGAUGGAGUAACACCCAGAAUGACUUGAUUGACUUGUGAGAGUUGAAGGAAUACACAGCUCCUUAUAAAUGCAGGCACAAACAGGCCCUGUGAUGGACAGUAAUUAUAAUUAUAGACCAAAAGGUCAAGGUCAGUCACAGAGAAAAAGAUGUCUGAAGGACAAUCGCAUGAAUAGUAGUCCAGGCAGUUGUUCAUCAGAUGAAGAAUUCCAUUCUGAUGACAAUUUACGUCCUUACGAGGAGGUGAAGGUCGCACACCAGGACAAAAAGCUCAAUGGGUUAGGUCUAACCCCUGAAGAGCAUGUUGAGCUAACAGCCAUGGACCAAAAGGUUCACAUGAUGUGUUCCAAAAAUAACAACAAAACCCCUCGCUUCUACACAUACCGAGAGGGUUCCGAGGGGGAAGAAUCGGAACAGAAUCUCUCCGUGUCCACAAAACACGCCUCCCUUAGUGUCAAUCAUCAGGGGUCACAGUGCUCAAUUUCAUCCAAUGAAAUGGACAAUAUGCAUUCUAUGCGAAAUGAAGUUGUAUCCAGAUCAGACUCUGACCCCGACAACCAAAAUCACCAUGUUCACUCACCGCAUGGCCAAAAUAAAUUCCAUCAUGCAGCUACAGCACCAGGGGGUCUACCACCCUGUUUCAACCCCCCUCCACCACCACCACCCAUAGAAGACAUUCCACAUCAAACAACAGUGCCACAGAGGCUCAACAGAUGUAUGGGGCCGUCAUAUCGAGGAACCUACUCGGACGCUGACAUGUGUCAAUGUCGCGGACAUUUUGUGGACUCAAACACUGCAUUAUUGCACAAUCAUCACAAUGUAAGGGGACAUUACUCAGACACUGAGAACCCCUAUCAUAGAGGACACUCGUGCUCAGAUAGUGAACAUUAUCAUCAGGUGCGACCUUGUGUUUAUUCUGGGGAGGAGAGUGAUUUUGAACCCCAUUAUUUGGAGCAGACUGCCUCAGGCAAUGUCUUCAUUCCAGAUGGACAACCUCGGUUUCCACGCACAGUGCCAAGGUCAGGGUCAGUGCCAAUGUCAAGGUCAGGAGAGCUAGUCAGUCCACAACCCAUCAGACCACAGUGUUCCAACACAGUCCCCAGUCACUUCCUUAAUGGGGAGCAUCACAAUUCAGAGAGGCAGGCCUUUCUCCCGCAUGGUCAGUGUGGAUACCCCGCCAAUAUGACAUCACCACCCCGUUCUCAUGACUGCGGCUACACAAAGUUUGGCAAUACUCCCCACUACAUGAAAAAGAAGUUAAAGAGGUGGAGCUGGAAAUGGGCUGCCUUAAUUCUAGUCAUUAUUUGUGUGGGACUUCUGGCUGCCACGACAUAUUUUGCAGCUCAUUUGACAUUUGAGAAAAAGGAGAAAAAAGAGGAAGUACCUGGUGCCUUAAACCACACAGUUUUAAAGUUCACCCAGACCCCCUUCUAUCUAGACGGUAGUAGACCCACCUAUACAACAAUUCCUCCUUUAACCCUGUGGCAGACAUACUUCAAUCAAAAAGAUUCCAAGUUUGUCAAGUUUGAUUUCACCAUUCCAAGCAGUGCUCGCCUGGCGAUCUACGGCAGACGGAACUUCCCUCCGACCAUUGCUCAGUUUGAUUUUUACCAGGUGUAUGAUGGGAGUACCAUUAAAGACCCUUCAGCUCAAACAAUGAGAAACAGGUAUAAACGAUCAUUACCUGACAAGCAGACAGCACUAGUACAGUUGAUGGAGAAGGGCAAGUGGUACAUUACAAUAUACAAUGAUCGGGAUCAACCGCAGGAAAUAGGUGUCUCUAGGACGACCAUUGACUCUAUGGGAUCUAGUUGUGAGAGUGACUGUUUUGGACAUGGACUCUGUGAUAAUCAGGGGAGGUGUCAAUGUUUUAAUGGAUAUCGAGGACCAUACUGCUCAGAACGUGAGUGUCCUCGUCUGUGUAAUGGACAGGGAGAGUACAGACAGGGAGUAUGUGUAUGUCACGAAGGGUGGAAAGGUCCGGAGUGUGACACCCCAGCCAACAAAUGUGAGAACCCCACAUGUAACAACAGGGGGCGCUGUGUGGACGGUCAGUGUCAGUGUGACAAGGGAUUCACUGGACCCCACUGUGGUAUAGUGACCUGUAUUGAUCCUAGUUGCUCUGGUAAUGGGCUUUGUCACCUGGGUAAAUGUGUCUGCUAUAAGGGGUUCAAGGGAGACAACUGUCAAUUACCCGACAAACUUAACCUGACCCACCUCUGUGCCCGGGACUGCUCGGGGCAUGGGCAGUUUGACUGGGACAUGGGCCAGUGCAUCUGUCAUCGAUUCUUCACGGGCCAGGACUGUGAGCAAGAAAUGUGUCGACUACGAUGUAUAAAUGGACGCUGCCACAAUCAGAGGUGUGUGUGUGACAAGGGAUGGGGAGGAGUUUUGUGUGACACACGUAACUGUGACCCACGCUGUGACGGUGUGAAAGGCCAGUGUGACAAAGGGACUUGUAUCUGUCGAACAGGCUGGAACGGAAAACACUGCACCAUAGAUGGGUGUCCAAAUGGUUGCAGUAACCAUGGAAACUGUCGUCGCUAUGGUAACAGUGGAUAUAAAUGUGACUGUCAUGCUGGUUGGAAGGGGAGUGGAUGUAACAUAGCCAUGGAGAUGAUGUGUUCCAACAAUAAAGAUGAUGACAAUGAUGGUCUGAGUGAUUGUCUUGACCCCGACUGCUGCUCCAGUGCGGCCUGUACGAGGAGUCCGUUCUGUCAGACUGUACAGGACCCUGCUGAGAUUCUGCUUCAGAAACCCAAACCAAGCUCCACUGCCUCCUUCUUCAAGAAGAUGAAAUUUCUGAUUGACAACAACAGUAUACAGAAGGAGACAUCAAAGAAUGCAUUUAAUGAAAGCCAGGUGUCAGUAAUACGUGGGCACGUAGAGACAAGGGACGGUACUCCAUUAGUGGGGGUUAGAGUCAACGUCAGGAUUCAGCCUCUGUACGGCCACACUCUUACCAGGAACGAUGGAAUGUUUGACAUUCUUGUGAAUGGAGGAGGAUCUGUCACCUUGGAAUUUACACGGCAACCAUUUCAGUCUCACACCAUUAGUGUGUCGGUACCAUGGAAACAGAUUAUAACCAUGGAGACCGUCAUCAUGGAUCUUCAGUCCGGUGACUUCUCAGAGCCUGACCCCUCUUUGUGUGGAGUGGGGCAUGACCACCAUAGCAUGAAACCUAUUGUCUUGUCCACAUGGCAACACACUCAACUAGGGGCAUGUCCAGAAAAAAGCACUCUCAUUCCAGAGUCUCAGGUGUUACAGGAGAGUGUAGAAGUGCCAGGUACCAAUGUUCAUCUUGUCUACCACAGCAGCGAGACGGAAGGAUACAAGUCAGUUAUCCUCAUCCAGAUGACCCCAGAUACUAUCCCAACAAACCUAGCCUUGGUUCAUCUCAAAGUCUACGUCCAAGGUGUAGAAACUGUCAAGGUAUUUGAGGCAGAUCCAGGCCUUAAGUAUACAUUCUCCUGGGACAGGAUUAAUGCGUACAGACAGAAGGUUUAUGGGAUUGUACCAGUGAAGGUCCACGUGGGAUAUGAGUAUAAGGGCUGUACCUAUGUGUUUUGGGAGGUCAGGAGUACUACCAUGACUGGCUUUGAUCUGACAUCAUCUGAGAUAGGAGGCUGGAAUCUGGACAUCCAUCACACCUACAACUUCCAGGAAGGUAUCCUUCACAAGGGAGAUGGGAGUAACAUUUACCUGAAGGAGAAACCCCAGGAACUGGUCUGUAUCCUUGGUAACGGUAUACAACGGAAGCUAGACUGUGCCCUAUGUAACGGUGAUGCCUCUAACAAUCAGGUGCGUGCUCCUGUAGCCCUGGCCAGUGGCAGUGAUGGAAGUUUGUAUAUCUGGGACGACAACUUCAUCAGGAAACUCUCUCCCGGCCGUACCGAGAUUGUCAGUAUCCUUAAAACAGACUCUGUAUUUCACAAGACAUACAUGACAGUGAGCCCGGUGAAUGGGAAAUUAUACAUCUCUGACUACAUGAAUCACCGAGUCAUCCAAAUUGCCACAAUGGGGCCUGUCCAGAAUCUAGAACAAAACUUCAAGGUCAUUGCUGGCAAUGGGGAGGAGUGCUCCACAGGACUGCUAGAUGAGUGUGGGGAUGGCGGACUGGCCAUUCAGGCCAGACUGCUCGGACCCAAAGGUAUUGCUAUUAACAAGGAGGGAGUGAUUUACAUAGCAGACAACCUCAACAUCAGGCAGAUUUCUGCCACAGGUAUUAUCACAACUCUGAUUGGCUCACACAACCAACUCAGGACACAAGAGCCUAUGUCAUGUGACCAUAGCAGACCAGCAAGUCAGGUUCAGUUACAUUGGCCAACAGCUCUAGCCAUUGACCCACUGGAUGAUUCUCUCCACAUUCUGGAUAAAAAUGUCAUCCUGAAGCUGACCAAAGACAAUUACAUAGUGACCAUUGCUGGACGACCCAGUAACUGUCCAAUCAGGAGUGUAAACUCCCUGCUGUCUGGAAUACUUUCAGAUGAGGAAGAGGCUUCAGGUAUAGCUGCUGAAGUCAGACUUGUGGAUGCUCAAAGCAUCACAUUCGGUCCUCACGGAGAAAUCCACGUGGUGGAGAGUGACCAACAUAGGAUAAACCGAGUGCGUGUAAUCACUUCUGAUGGAAGGAUUCAUCACUUUGCUGGCUCUAAAUCCAAGUGCGACUGCAAAUCCAAGACCUGUCUAUGUUAUGAUGCAAAGGAGACUUUAGCAGCCCAGGCACUAUUUAAUUCCCUUACUUCUAUCACUGUGACACCAGAUGGCAUUGUUCACAUUGCAGACAAUGGAAACUUACGUGUGUUCUCUAUUAUGUCCAAGCUUCCUCAACCAGAUGCUAAUAGAAAGUAUAAAGUCUACUCUCCAGACACCAAAGAGAUGUACAUAUUCAACGACCAUGGUCAACAUCAACAAACAGUGGACAUCAUGACUGGGCAGUACAUGUAUAACUUCACAUACAAUGUCAACUCCUUCUUUAGUAAGCUUGUGUCUGUCACUGAUGAUAUCAAAAACAUGAUAGAGCUGACACGUGACAGCAAUCUCCAGGUCACACAGGUCAUCUCCCCUGGCAACCAACGAUCCAAAGUGGAAAUGAACAACCUACACCGACUUCAGAGGUUUACAUCCCCAAAUAACAAUUCUAUUUCAUUUACGUAUAAAGGAACCUCGGGCUUACUGGAGUCUAAGUACCUCAGUAAUGGUCAAAGUUAUUACUAUAACUACAAUGACAAGGGGAGACUGAUGGAGACCCGGCAACCUACAGGAGAGAUAACCUCCCUAGUUACUGACAUCAACACAACAGGGUCAAUUGUCAGGGUCAACACAGACAGUAGUGAUGUCAUCUCUAUGGCAACCUAUGGCAGUGUGCAGUCAGUCAUGCAUGUGAAAAUCUCUCAGGGUGCAGCAGAGACCCAGGUGACUUAUCUACCAGAUGGAGGGGUGGUCGUCAUGUAUCCCACCAAUAUGUCCAUAACCAUUGAAUCUGGUGGACACCCUGUCUUGUCCAACCAACAUAGAAUGCACUUCAAACGGAAGAUAAUUGGUCCAAACAAGCUUGUACACAAACUGGAGUGGAGAUUCUAUGCCCGUCGUCGGUAUAGUCCUUCCUGUGGGCGUAAGACCCUACAGAGACUAGGCAGUAAAAUGAGGGUAGGGGAGUCCCGCCCGCAUGUUAGCAUGUCUGACUCGCCUGACAUGUCCUCCAGAGGCGAGGCCAAAGCCCUCAGGAUAAAUGGAGUGAAUCUUUUGUCUGUGGAGUAUGACCGUCUAAACCAUACAGAGAGCAUCCUUAACAAAGAUUCUCAAAACAUCUUGUGGAUUAUGUAUGAUGACAGCGGCCUACCCGUCCAGUUCCUGCCAUGUAGUGAGCAUCAUGCAAUGAACAUCACUUAUAACCAGCGGGGACAGAUCACGCACUGGCAGUACGGAGAAAUGUGGGAGGAUCUGAACUAUAACAGGGAUGGACUACUGCUGGAGCGAUCAAGAUCAGGGACUGUCCAGUACCGUUUUAACUACAGAUAUGGAAAGUCAUCGCCAACAGACAUUGUAAUGCCUAGCGGUAAACAGUACUACUUGGAGUACAACAGUCUUGGAGAACUAGAGAAGAUUCGAACCCCUGACCUUGGUUACCACCAUUUUAAUCACAUCAUCUCUAUUGGGAAGCAACGCUACCUUUACCAUAUACCAGGUCUGUCAUAUCCUUACUCCGAGGAAUAUGAUGGUAAUGGAAAACUCCUAAUGGUAGUUUAUCCCAGUGAACAGAGGCGUGUAGCAUACCGUUAUAACAGCUACUCACAACCCACAACUGUCUUGUUUGAUGAGACACAGGUGGAACUGGAAUACAAAGAGCAGAUCUUAAAACUGUCCCAAUCCACCAUCUCUAGUGGACCUUACAGCUGUGUGGAGACGUACGGUUACUCGGGAUCACUAGUGUCCAGCUAUGACAUGACAUUCCCAAAAGACGAUAAAUUAAUUACCGGAUCAUUUUCCUACGACUAUGAUGAUAACUUCAGGAUUACAAAGAUUGACGCAGCUUUUGGAGUGCGCAUUAAUGGAACUAGCACAAGUUAUACGUAUGAUACUAACACAGGCAAACUUAAGACACUAGGACCAUUGAACUUAACAUUCAGAACAAUGUAUGAUUCUGAGACAAUAUCAGAUAAGUAUGUAACAGUAACUCGCAGUUAUGAUAAAUAUGGACGGGUUGAAAACACAAAGUAUCGAUUUGAUAGAGACAGUGUGCUGACCUUAAAAGUCGGUUACGAUGUUUAUAACAGAAUCCACAGAUGGCAGAGGAAUGUUAAUGGUGAAGAAAUUAAAUACAUGUACAUGUAUGAUAAAGACAGUAAUAUAAUAGAAGUCUUCAUCAAUGGGCAGUCUGCCUGGAGAUUUAGCUAUAGUAACAAUGGAAACAUAAACCGUGUGACGGAAGACGGAAUUCCAAAGGACCUGGAAUACGACACGGGAGACCGCAUCAUCAAGUCAGGCAACAAACAGUACAAGUUUGACGAGGAUGGAUUCAUGGCUAAGAGACAUGAUCAAGAUCUUAAGUUUAAUUCCAAUGGACAGCUGAUGUAUGUUGCUAAGACUGGAAAAUACCGCUACUUUUACUUCUAUGAUUCCUUUGGAAAGUUAGUUCUAAUGGAAUCUAAUGGAGGAGAAACAAUGCAGUACUUCUACAGUGAUGUUUCAAAUCCAGAUCGCAUUACCCACACGUACAACAGAACCUCCUCAGUGGUCACUGAGUACAUUUACGAGCCCAGCGGCAACCUGAUAGCCAUGAAACGAGGCGGAGCGGUGUACUACAUUGCUUGUGACCCCAUGGGCUCACCAAUAGCAGUAAUGAACAAGCAAGGCCAUAUCAUUAAGUCUAUUGUCUAUGAUCCUCUUGGUAGGAUGGAAAACGACACCAAUCCUAAUUUUGAGUUCAGUUUUGGAUUCCAGGGAGGGUUAUACAACCCUGUCACAGAGCUAGUCAUCUUUAGGAGCCGUGUCUAUGACACUGACAAUGGCCGCUGGCUCUCUCCCAGCUACAGGACCAUCAUCCACAACAUUCAGAAAAUUCUAGAAGCACCGGCACUACUCAACAACUACAGAUUCCAGUAUCUGGUGAACACACACACAAAGAAUUCCUACCCUGUUCUCUCUGUGACUGAGUGGAUGUCCAUGCUGGGCUAUGACAUUAGGAGCCUGGCUCCCGAUGUGUCCUACACUGGAGAAAUUCGUCCAAAAAAGAAGGACACUGAUCUCUCUCUACUGCCGACGUCUUCUGCCUUUGAGUGUACAUUCCUUCAGGAUAUGGACAGCUUGCUGACUAUGUCCAUUGUUCCCAAAUCCAAACUCUCUCCCCUGCAGACCAGAAGAGAUGUGCGAUUUGCUGCUCUAGCAAGUAUCCUUGGUGAUGGAGUAACUCUGUCUUAUCGUAACGGUCGUGUAGAGGUUGGGGUCAUGGAAAAGACUCCUGAUUGGUCCAAACAACUAGCCCUGGUGCUGGUGAAUGGCUCCGAGAUUCUCGACUUGCAGUAUAUCAUCAAUGGCAAGGAUGUACAUUACUUUGUGAAACCAGAAAGUUCAAAGGCUGGGGAGGAUUUGAAAACUUUAGGGAUUUAUAAUGAUGAAAUCCGCUAUGAGAAUGGGCUCAAUGUGACAGUAAAGAGGCCUGCUCACAGAAAAACAGAGACCGACAUCAAGCUUCAUGGUAAGCAUUCCAUAAUCAAUAUUAGAUAUGGCACAACCUUAGAACUCGAAAGGCAGCGAGUUCUUAGCCACGCCAAAACGCGGGCAGUGAAUCAUGCCUGGAGGCGAGAAAAAUGGAUUCUUCAAAACUCUCUCACAUCGCAAUAUCAAUGGACUUCAUAUGAAGUGAAUGAAAUUCUGACCCAUGGGUCCGCAAGGGGAUACGAGGGUUGGUACAGACAAUCUCAAACCCCAACUCAGUAUCCAGAAUUAUCUGAUGACUGUAACAGCAUCAAACUUCAGAAAAGCAACAGGUGAUACACAUAGACUCUAUCCUUGUUAUCAAUUGUGAGUUAUUCCCAGUGAGGGUGCCAAACAAUCAGCUGGAAAGAUUCAUAGAAAGAAGAACAUUUCCAAAUUUUUAUUGAAGCUGAAAUUUGUAAUGAUAUUCCUAGCAUCUCAUAAUGUGUUGUGAUUUCUUACACAAACAGACACAAAUCAAAUUGUGCCAUGGAAAAAUAAAAUGACAUGAAUGUGCUUGAGCAAGAAUGGAGGAUUUCUUGUGGUGCUAUUGUGAGACAGGAUGAGAGUGUUAUUAUUGAUAUACAUGUGUGAUGUCAUAAAAUAUUUAUUUAUUAUCCAAUCAAAAGUAUGGAUACAUGAUCAUUAUCCAGUAUCUAAGACAUGUAUUCAUGAAGUUGUGAAAUAUUCCUGUUGGCGUACUUGAGGAGGUGGUUUAUCCAGGGGUACUUUAUGUUCCCACUGAACCCCUGUUUCCUUGGGUAUUGACUCAAUUAGACAGUGCUAUUUGUGUAUCAGUAUUGUGGACUAUGAUACAAAUGUUAUUUGUCAUAUCAAAACUGCUGACAUUUUCAUAAUAACAUAUACUAGUCACUUUCUAUCAUCACUAUUUUAAACUUGUAUAUGCUGGUCACUAUAUCAAGCUGAUGAUCAUGUGACUUAAAAGAUGUGUUUUCCCAUCCAAAUUUGCAUGUAUAAACGUUUUUCUUUUUAAGUAUCAUAUUUUGUAAUUUUUUAACUGUCCACUUUUAAAACGCUUAUAUGAAGUGAUGUAAUAUUUUAUGGUAUUUUAACUAGAUAGAAUUUUCUGAUCAGGGUCCAGGAUGACUGUUACACUGUUUUCCGCUACAGCUGUGCAAUAUUUAAGGAAAUCAAACUUUCCUUCUUCCAUUUGAUGAUGUUUUUUAAGUUUAUAUGCUAUGUUCUUCUCUGCAAUCCUGAAUGUUUGUGCAUUUUUACAUGUUCCUAUCAAAAACAUUAUGUUCAUUUGCAUGUGUCGAUACAAGGACACAAUCAUGGUUGAGUUCUUCCUCUACAAUUAAAUCGUGUGAGAUAUAUUAUGUACAUUUUGACUAAGACGGCAAGGGAUGCCCACUGUUAGUAAAACAAAUCUGUUCUUUUGUUUUUUAACUGUGAUAUAUUUUUGUUGCAGCAAACAAACUCAAUCUCUUCACCCGUAAUAAAACCUGAGCUCUCUAUCUAUGUGGGAUAGAAGUUUUCAUUUUUCUUUGUGUAACUUGUGCCAAACUUUAUUUUUUAAGCUCUCUCAAUAAAAACCUGUAAACUAGUCCCAUUAACUAAUGAUCACCUUGACCAUUGCAGAAUAACCACAAACCAUUAAAUGAUCUUAAUUAUUCUGCAAUGGGUUUAUCAUUGUCACAAAUAUAUGUAAUAAUAAAUGUUACAAGACAUAACAGUAUGUCUUAUGAUGUCAUAAAGCAGUUCUGUCAUGUCUCAUGAUGUCAUAAAGCAGUUCCAUCAUUAUGUCUAAUGAUGUCAUAAAGCAGUUCUGUCAUUAUAUGCUUUCUGUACAGACUCAUCAACACAUAUAUAUUAUACAGUUAAGAUACUCUUUAUUGCUGUCAAUAGGCUCUCCGUUUACAAAUAAAAAACAAAUGAACUAAUGAAA